GCAGGGAUCAAUUGCACACAGAGGAACAGAAACAGGUCAACGUAACUUUCCUGCAGCUCAACAUUUUACUUUUACAGCUCAGGAAUGGAGCGAGGAUUGAUCCUGUUGGUUGCUGCAUUGAUGGUUUAUGUUGCACCGGGUGUCCAAGGAACUUUCUCUUUUGCCAAUAACACAGAGCAGGUGAACAUCACCAUGGCUGGUUGUGGCGUCACUAAAUUGUGUGUGGAGACACCAUUGAACUGUGAUCCUACUGGAAACAACAGCUGUCUGUUUGUGUCUGUGGUCGCCAGCAAAUCAGUGGCUCCCACUGACCUGUCGUUCGAACUUAGAGGAGACUCCACGGGAUACAUUGCAGUGGGACUCACUGCGAAACCUUCUGAGGCUACCACCAUGCUUUUUAUCUGUGCUCCAGAUGGACAAAACAGGACGUUCUUGUUCCAGACAAUGCAGAGAAACAACACCGACGCUUUGCUCACUCCAACAGAGAUGAAUGUGACAAACAUUCAAGGCACAGUGACUGGCAAUGUGAUCCAGUGCAAGUUCACUGUCCCUAAUAUGAAUGCUACCACCUACUCAAUCCUCCUCGGGACAGGACAUUUUGAUGGAAAAACUUUUGGUCACUUCAACAUCUCCCUGGACAGUGGUGCUCUGAACCUCACCAACCCGGUCAGGAACACUGCUGACCCCCACUCCACUGCAACCACCCACUCAGGCUCCACUACAACCACCGACCCCCACUCCACUGCAACCACCCACGCAGGCAACAGUGGCGCUGUCCACGCUCUUGAUGUGCUGCUCCUGCUGAGCGUCGUCGCGCUGUCCAUGCUGGGAGCCUGAAGUGUCCAGGCGGAAGUUGUGGCCUGUUGGAUACAAUGAAGACAGCUGAUGCACAGGAUUUAAGCACAGAGAAAAAGAGUAUUACCUGAGUAACAGACUACGUAAAAAUUGUUUUUGCUGAA
Molecule: messenger RNA, 959 nt
Organism: Micropterus dolomieu (smallmouth bass)
Lineage: Eukaryota; Metazoa; Chordata; Actinopteri; Centrarchiformes; Centrarchidae
Product: putative ferric-chelate reductase 1
Exons: 7
Coding region: 85-837 (250 amino acids)
Biological process (GO): regulation of glutamate receptor signaling pathway
Source: RefSeq, a predicted model, not a curated record